Molecule: messenger RNA, 2459 nt
Organism: Petromyzon marinus (sea lamprey)
Lineage: Eukaryota; Metazoa; Chordata; Hyperoartia; Petromyzontiformes; Petromyzontidae
Product: alpha-1,3-mannosyl-glycoprotein 4-beta-N-acetylglucosaminyltransferase C-like
Biological process (GO): protein N-linked glycosylation
Molecular function (GO): acetylglucosaminyltransferase activity
Source: RefSeq, a predicted model, not a curated record
CGUCAGGAGCGUUAAGGACAUUCCUGGGUUCGGCUCUCUCUCUCCAUAUCGUCUACUAUAGCACUUCUACAGAAGUUACAACGUGCGCAUGGGAUACAUGAAAUCGAUUGAUUUGUACAUAAUCGGUUCACAUUCUGGGAUAAAAAUUACAACAUUGUCUGCCCACCUCCCUCCCCGUACUUUGAAUACAGUCCCUCCCUUGAGCAUAAUUAUAAGUUGACAGACUGGUUUCUUUCUCGCUCCACCUCGCCACGUGCGGUGCAAGGUGCGAUGGGAUCCGCCCACUCGCAGGAAUAGUUCUGGCCACGCACUAGGACAGCAAAACGGAUCGUGGACAUGCGCAAAGGAUUCCACGCGGCGUAAGGCGAAUGAAGUAACGUGAAUCACCGGAUGUGUUUGGCCCAGUGGUGAUCUUCCACAUUCAUUAUACAGAUUGAUAAGUCUGCAGGUCUGCAAGGAGCAUGAGGCUACAGUGGAAAUGCGGCCGCGUGGUGCUCCUCUUCACCAUCGUCGUCAUCCUCGUGCUCUUAAUGGCGUUCGUGCUGUCCUGGGAACGGCCAUACAAUACAUUAUUGAGGCAAGAAAACUCCCCGGUAAAGAAGCAACAACUGGUGGACGUCAUCUCUGAAUCAUCACAGUCAAAACAAGACAAGGCUGCUUCUCGAAUACUGCUGUUUAAUUACACAAGUUUGCUCUUCACCAACGUCACGCAAAAUAUCGUCUUAACAGAAAAGAAGUUCCUUGCGAUUGGCCUUUGUUCUGUAAAGCGGAAACAUGAGCCAUACUUGAUAGACACCCUGAGGUCCAUAUUUGAGCAGUCAAGCUCAACGGAACUUCAGCAGAUGGUAGUAGUGGUGCACUUGUGCGACUUUGACAUGGCGUGGUGCGAGAUGACGGCACGUCUAAUUACGAAAAUGUUCCCCAGCCAUGUGGUAGCCAAGCGACUUCUAUUGAUCCACGCACCAGAGGAGAUCUACCCCUCCCUUGAGGGCCUCAAGGCCAACUACAAUGACCCUCCGGAUCGAGUGCGCUUCCGCUCCAAGCAGAACGCCGACUACUCCUUCUUACUUAGCUUCUGUGCCAGCCUUGCUGACUACUACAUCAUGCUGGAAGAUGAUCUGAAAUGUGCAAAUAAUUUUUUUACCACAAUCCAAAAGGCCAUUGUUUCACGACAAAAUACAUACUGGGUGAAUUUAGAAUUCUCCCGACUGGGCUACAUUGGCAAGCUCUACCAUGGUAAUGACCUCCCCACCCUUGCUCAAUUUCUUCUCUUGUUCUACCAGGAGAUGCCAUGCGAUUGGCUUCUGACACACUUCCGUGUUAUUCUAACACAAAACAAUCCCAUAAAUUUCAAGCCGGCGUUAUUUCAGCACAUGGGCCUCUACUCAUCCUUCAGAGGCAAUCGGAAUGAAUUGAAGGACGGCGAUUUUCAGGAGCGUACCGCAAAUGUGGCCGACAACCCUGCCGCCACCUUUCACACAAGCAUCAAGGUGUUCGAAGACUACCGGCCGGAGAAAGCAUACAGCACUGAAAGUGGCUACUUCUGGGGAAAGACUCCAGUUGCAGGAGAUUACUUUAUGUUGAAAUUCGUGGAGCCUCAGAAACUGGAUGCAAUUGAAGUUCUAACGAGCUCCGUUGAAAGAAAAAAUGACGGUCUUAAAGCCGGCUAUUUGGAAAUUGCCAGUCAUACCAAAGAGCAAUCAUGCUCAUCUUUUAAGAUGUUGGGACAUUUUGUACAUGGGGAAUUCAGAGCACAAACUUUAAAUGGGACUAUACCAUUUAAAAUUGACUGUAUUCGUAUAAAUGUGAUUAUGAACCAAACAGAAUGGCUUAUUAUUCGGAGUAUCAGCAUUUUCCUUGUUCCAAAGUAAUAUUUCCUUUUAUUUCGCGUGCAACAUUCCAUGUUUUUUACUUUAACGUUAAACCCUGGCCAUGUAAUUUUACAGUAAAGUCCCACCCAAAAAUGUAAUUUCCCCACUUACUUUGCCAUUUCCGAGUGACCAGGGGCAGCCCCUCCAUGCAGGCGAGGCCGCCUAGUGCGCCAAGUUACACGAAUUCGAGGAAAAAAAUAUUAAUAAAAAAAUACAAAUAAGAUAACGAAGACAUCAUUAUUUCAAUGCCCAUGCACGUACAGAGGGAAUAUGAACGUUAAUUCAUUUCUCAACAUUUCUAAGAAUGUAUUGACGUAAAGUAUUGUAUUUACUGCAAAAAGAAACACCGCAAAUCGCGGCGUAGUUUACCUAAUUUUUUCCUGCUAAAAAUUAAUCACGUCAACAAAGGUGAAAAAUAUUCAGGUAUUAAAGGAAUUUCACAGUAUAAACAUGGAUACUAUGUUUAUAAUAUACCGAAUAUCAUGGGCGUCCACAGGAAUUUAAGUAGGAUACUCACUACAUUCACUCACUCCACUCACUCCACUCACUCCACUCCACUCACUCUACUCCCCCCCCCCCGCUGCUGGU